Messenger RNA from Plasmodium gonderi, 1827 nucleotides. RefSeq lists its product as hypothetical. The record is from RefSeq and is a predicted model, not a curated record. The coding region runs from base 1 to 1827 and encodes 608 amino acids. NCBI's taxonomy places the organism in Eukaryota, Apicomplexa, Aconoidasida, Haemosporida, Plasmodiidae. The transcript is spliced from 4 exons.
AUGUUUGACGUCAGUUCACUGAUACACUUGGGAAACAGCAACUCCGUGAAAAACAGUAUCGCGGGGGACCUGCACAUGUACAUGUCAAAAAAAAGAAAAAACGGAAAGGAGUAUUCGUCCCCCUUCACACGUCUGCAGACAAAUGAUGCAGAAAAAAAUAAGGAUAAUAAUUCAGCUAUUAUACUAAACACAUGUGGUGAUAAUUGUAACUGGCUGAAAUGUUUUUGUUUCAUUAAAUCCAAUUUAUUUUAUGUGUAUAAAGUAAGGGGAGAUUACAAGCCUUUUAUAAUUUUCUUGUUAGAAGGGAGUGAAGUACAAGUAAUUAAUUAUCACCUAGCUUUAAAAAAUAAGAUAAUUAAAGAAACAAGAAAUUUACAACUGGGAGAAAAUCAAGAUAUCAUCCACAUAAAAACAGCUGCAUUUGGAGCUGAACACACAUACACAUUUUAUUCCUCUGAUAAAGGAACCAUAAAAAAAUGGAUGCGAACUCUGAAUAAUGCUAAUUUUUCUGCUUUGAAUAAUAAUGUCAAACUUAUAAGUGAAGAAAAUGGGGAAAUCAGAAUAAACAUGGAAAAUAUAAAAAAACUCAGUGACAUAGAAUUGAAAAAUAAGGAUAUCCAAAUAGCAAGCUUGAAUGAAAAAAUAAACUCUUUGAAGGUUGACCUAGAAAAUGUCAGGGCAAAGAACAAGCGUCUACAAAUAGCUGCGGAUGUGAAUAUAAAAAGUGCCGAUGAAUUAUUGCAGAAAAAAAUUUCAGAAAUCGAGUUUAUCCACAAUGAAAUGGAGACAAAAAUGGAUGAGAUAGAACGGCUGAAGGAAAAGGUAAAAAAUGCAACGUCCGAAUGUGAGAAAAAAACAAAACUUAUAAACGAAUUAAAAGCAGAAAGAGACGUUCUCGAAAAGCGACUAAAGGAAAUAAUGAGGACGUACGAAGAAGCAUGUAGAGAACCAGAAAAAAUAGCAUUAGUAAAUUUUAAUACUAAUGAAAGAUACCAGAAAUUAGUAGUAAACCAUAAACAUUUGAAAGAAGACUUAAAUAAAAUGAAUGAACGAUUUUAUGAAUUAGAAGAUGCAUAUAAAGAUAAAGUAAAAAGAAUUAAAGAGGUUGUAGAAAUAGGAGACAUAUUUGAUUAUCUUCAUAAAUUAAUUAUAUUAUGUCAGACGAAAAUAAAAUUUUAUGAACAAUGUCAUAAAUAUAAUGAAGAAGAACAAAAAGAAAUAACCAAUUUAAUAUCUUACAUGAUAAAAGAAACGAAAUUAUCUGAGGCAAAUGCAAGAGUAUGCUACAUUACUCAUAGGUCUAAAAUAUUAGAAGAAAGAUUACUUUAUUAUAUUAACCGAAAACAACCAUCUGAUUAUUUUCAUUUUGCAUGCACUACAUUAAGGAGGUUAAGUUGGGUAUUUGGAGAAAUUGAAGUUUUGAAACCUAUGCAAGUAGAUGAAAAACAUGAAGAAGAAUAUCCCAUAUAUUCAUACAUAGAUGACAUGAACGUGAUUCCAAUGAGAGAAAAAAUAUAUUUCAAUGAAGGUUUAGAAGGAAGAUCUAAUUAUCAAAUUGUAAACGAUGUUGAUGUCUAUUCUAUACCUACCAAAAUGUGUCCUUAUGAUGAAAAGAUUCUUACAGACAACAAAUAUAAUUACAUUAAAAUAAAAUUAACUGAUUUAAAGAAAGAUUUUAAUAUAAUCAAAAAGAAAAACAAACCACAGAACAGACAUAUCAUAUCUGACUUACAGUGGGAAGAAAUUAAAAGAAAUGCAUACGAAAGGAUGGAGAAAAAUAUGAUCAUUUUGGACAUGCAAAUCUGUGACACAACAAUUAGAUCAUAA